UUCACUCUUUCUUUUUUUUGUAGUUACAAUUGCAGCGGUAGACUAUAAUAUAUUUUCAUAUAAGCAAUAACAUAAGAAAAGAAAAACAAUUAUAGGGAAAAGACAGCGAAGAGUGAGUAAAUUUUCACAAUCAGGAGAUCUUGUUUGGUGCCUAGUGUGAGAUUAUUAGAAAAAAGUGGUCCUUACCAAAAAUAAUGCUAUUACCGGAGAAGGUUAUAGACAGAGCAGGCGAUGCCAUGCCUUUGUCGUCGUAUCAUAACAACUUGAUAACCAUCACGCGACAAAAUACAUUGGUUUAUGUUGGUUCGGUCUGAUUCGGUUUUGUAGCGGUAAAUUUAAGAUAAACCGAGUUUUUCGUUUCAGUGUCAAAAUUUCACCGUCUCUCUUUCAGGCAAGUAGUUAAACUCAUAUACUACCGACUGACUGCAUUUUACAAUAACUGACUGAUUGCAUAUAUUUCAGAAAGCUUUUGUGUUUCUUCAUUUCCGUCUGUAGCUCGCUCUCUGUAUUGUUCUUAGUGGUGUCUAGCUCACAAAUUAUGGUUCAGUAUUCCUAUGAUUUGCUGAGAGACUUGUUUCAUUUUUUCAUAUAAUCAAUUCGUCGACUUAACCACUUUGUUUCCGAGAGUAAGGAUUUAGCGUUCUUUGUUGGCUUCAAGUUCCGCGUUAAGGAUUAUCUUUGAUUUAAGAAAAAAAAAAAGAAAUUAUACAAAAACUGAUCAAGGGUGUCGUGCUCUAUGGACUGCCUUGUUGUAAAUGCUGCUUAAGUGAAGAGUUCUGACUGAAGGAUCAUCCAUGCAGUUUAUAUUUGUCAGUAAUGAAUAACGGACAGGAACUACAAUCUUCCACUCAAGCUUCACAUCAAGGUGAACAGCACCAAUCACUAGGUGCUCCUCCUCCUAUACAAGAUGCUGUUUCUGUAUCUGCUUCAAGCAAUGACAGUAGGAAAGUCUCAAGACAAGAUAUUGAACUUGUCCAGAAUUUGAUAGAAAGAUGUCUUCAGUUGUACAUGAACAGAGACGAGGUCGUGAAGACCCUCUUGGCCCGUGCACGAAUUGACCCUGGAUUUACACGCUUAGUUUGGCAGAAACUGGAAGAAGAGAACGCAGACUUCUUCAGGGCUUAUUACAUAAGGUUGAAACUAAAGAAGCAAAUCAUUUUGUUCAAUCAUUUGCUUGAGCACCAGUACCAUCUCAUGAGGUAUCCUCCUCUUGUACCUCCAAAGAUUCCUCUGGCACCUAUACCAAACGGAAUGCAUCCCAUGGCGGCACCUGUAGUAAACAUGCCAAUGGGGUAUCCAGUGCUACAACAUCCUCAAAUGCAUGUUCAUGGCCAUCCCCAUAUUGAUGCAAUGGGAAUGUCAAGCUGCCAUGUUGUUAACGGAGUCCCUGCACCUGCUAAUUUCCAGCCAUUGAAGAUGAACGACAUGGUGAUUGAUACAAACGUGGAAGAUGCAACUACUCAAGUGAUUCCACCAAACAGUGGUGGGAUGUCUGAGAUGGCAGUGAGUCCAGCUUCAGUGGCAUCAAGUGGACACUUUCCGUUUGAUGCUUCAGAAAUGGUAAUGGACGCUUCAGUGCUUGAUUCCGCGUUCACUUCUGAGGUUGGAGGAGGAGGAGGAGGAGAAGGAGCUGGGAAUGCUAGAGAUUCACUCAGGUCAUUUGAUCAGAUUCCUUGGAACUUCAGCCUUUCUGAUCUCACCGCAGAUCUGUCAAAUUUGGGAGAUGUGUAUGUUGCAGAGUUAGGAGGUUUGGGAAACUAUCCAGGCUCUCCAUUUCUUCCAUCUGAUUCAGAGAUUUUGCUGGAUUCUCCUGACCAUGAGGACAUAGAGGAGUUUUUCGUGGACGUCCCUGGACCUCCUUGUUCUAAUACAGAUGAAGAGAAGCCUUGAAUUGAAAGGGGAACGAACGGCUAUAUAUAACUACUAUUGUUAUUAUAAAUCAAAGUAUUUUAUGAAUAAAGAGGGUUAGAAUGAAACCUAAAAAGAGGCUGUACAACAAGUUGUAACAACAAAUGCUUCACACGACGUUCACUGAUUUCAUUUUGUA
Molecule: messenger RNA, 2047 nt
Organism: Raphanus sativus (radish)
Lineage: Eukaryota; Viridiplantae; Streptophyta; Magnoliopsida; Brassicales; Brassicaceae
Exons: 9
Coding region: 817-1890 (357 amino acids)
Source: RefSeq, a predicted model, not a curated record